CAGCGCUGGCGGAAAUUUUAAAAUUCAAACCGCCCAAGGUUGGCCUAGACUAAAGCUCUUUGGCGGCUGUUUUCGCGUGCAGUCGUGGAGUUUACUGAAAGCUGGGCGCUGGGUCUCGUUGAGAAGCCGAGAGAAAGGUUACAAGCAUGAAGCGCAGUUCAGUUUCCAGCUGUGGUGCUGGCCGCCUCUCUAUGCAGGAGUUAAGAUCCUUGGACCUCAAUAAACCUGGCCUUCAUACCCCUCAAACCAGAGAGAGGUCAACCUUUGGAAAACUGAGUACUCACAAGCCUACAUCUGAAAGAAAAGUCUCAAUAUUUGGGAAAAGGACUAGCGAACAUGGGUCCAGGAAUAGUCAACUUGGUAUAUUUUCCAGUUCUGAGAAAAUCAAGGACCCAAGACCCCUUAAUGACAAAGCAUUCAUUCAGCAGUGUAUUCGACAACUCUAUGAGUUUCUUACAGAAAACGGUUAUGUAUAUAGUGUAUCCAUGAAGUCUCUACAAGCUCCAUCUACCAAAGAUUUCCUAAAGAUCUUCGCCUUUCUUUAUGGCUUUCUGUGCCCAUCGUAUGAACUUCCUAAUACAAAAUGUGAAGAAGAGGUCCCAAGAAUUUUUAAAGAACUUGGGUAUCCCUUUGCACUGUCCAAGAGCUCCAUGUACACAGUGGGAGCCCCUCACACGUGGCCUCACAUUGUGGCCGCCUUGGUGUGGCUAACAGACUGCAUCAAGAUUCAUGAUGCCAUGAAACAAAGCUCACCUUUGUUUGAUGAUGGGCAGGCUUGGGGAGAAGAAACUGAAGAUGGAAUUAAGCAUAAUAAGUUGUUUUUGGACUACACAAAAAAAUGCUAUGAGAAGUUCAUGACUGGAGCUGACACCUUCGAAGACGUGGAUGCUGAACUGCAGGCGAAGCUGAAGGACUUGUAUAAGGUAGACGCGUCCAAGCUGGAAUCACUCGCGGAGGAAAACAAGGCACUGAAUGAACAGAUUGCAAGACUGGAGCAGGAAAGAGAAAAAGAACCGAACCGUCUGAUAUCAUUGAGGAAACUGAAAGCUUCCUUACAAGCAGAUGUUCAAAACUAUAAAGCAUACAUGAGCAAUUUGGAGUCUCAUUCAUCCAUUCUGGAGCAGAAACUGAGCAGUCUUGAUGAAGAGAUUGGUAGACUGGAGCUAGAAUGUGAAACAGUUAAACAGGAAAACACUCGACUACAGAGUAUUGUUGAUAACCAGAAGUAUUCGAUCGCUGACAUUGAGAGAAUAAAUCAUGAGAAAAAUGAAUUGCAGCAGACUAUAAAUAAAUUAACCAAAGACCUGGAAGCUGAACAACAACAAAUGUGGAAUGAGGAAUUAAAAUAUGCCAGAGGCAAAGAGGCGAUUGAAGCACAGUUAGCAGAGUACCACAAGUUGGCUAGAAAACUGAAGCUCAUCCCCAAGGGUGCUGAGAAUUCCAAAGGUUAUGACUUUGAAAUUAAGUUUAAUCCUGAGGCUGGUGCCAACUGCCUUGUCAAAUACAGGACUCAAGUGUAUGCACCUCUCAAAGAACUCUUGAAUGAAAUCGAAGAAGAAAUUAACAAAGCUCUGAAUAAAAAGAUGGGUCUGGAGGAUACUUUAGAACAACUGAACACCGUGAAAACAGAAAGCAAGAGGGCUGUGAGAAUGCUGAAGGAAGAGGUUCAAAAGCUGGACGACCUUUACCAACAAAAAGUUAAGGAAGCUGAGGAGGAAGACAAGAAGUGUGCCAGCGAGCUCGACUCCCUGGAGAAACACAAGCACCUGCUGGAAAGCGCAGUGAACGAGGGUCUCAGCGAGGCCAUGGGCGAGCUGGACGCCGUCCAACGGGAAUACCAGUUAGCCGUGCAGACCACAACUGAAGAAAGAAGAAAGGUGGGAAACAACUUACAACGUCUUUUGGAGAUGGUUGCUACACAUGUAGGGUCUUUGGAGAAACACCUUGAAGAGCAGAUUGUUAAAGCCGACAGAGAGUAUGAAGAAUGCACGUCUGAAGAUCUCUUGGAAAACAUCAGAAAGAUCGCAGAGAAGUAUAAGAGCAACGCUGCCCAACUUAAGGCCCCCGACAAAUGAAGAUAAAUUAAUCUUUCAAAGACAUAACAGUAUUUUAUCCCAGAAUUAUGGUAACAUGGUAGAUUAACCUUAUAGAUGUGUCAGAUAGUUAAUAAAGUGUACUAGUGAAGCGUGGGUGUCCCCUCCAUUUCCAUGACUCACUUCUGACGUGAGGAGAAGAUAUGUGGCAUGGGCUGUACUGGGAGUUAGCAAAUCCAGUCUGAAUAUGUCAGACACACCCACUCACUGCCUACCCGUUCUUUCCUGCUGUAAUGGCAGUUAAGCAUAUGCAGCAGAGGCUACUCAGCCUGCAAAGCCAGAGGUAUCGAUCCCCAGUUCCCUGUUAGGUGUCUUUUCCUGGGGAGAUGUGAAGAAGCAUCUGUUCACCCACAUGGAAAAGAUAACAACUAAAGGAUUCCAUCCAAAUCCAGCUGAGUCAGUAAGUUCAUCGGGCUUACUGGCAGAUCAAAAAUGGCCACCAGGAAAUCCCCUGGACAAGUACAGGCAGUUAUACUAUGAAAAGUCCCACCCACUGGACAACUCACUGCAACACCACUUAAGAGUCUUGGACACCUUGAGGGAGGCUAUUCUACCACAGAAUUUUCCUUGUCAGUUAUGUGCCUUUUGUAUAACCUCGGGGCAGGGCACUUCUGAGGACUCAGGGCUGAACACCGUAAGCCUCCCUACUCCAUCCAUGGGGGAAUGAAGUGAGCUGCUUUCACUUAAGCCUAGAGGAGACUUACACAGUCCUUUAAUAAAAAAUUUCAGUUUAAUUAAAGACUGCCUACUUUUAAAAGUUCUUGCUCUGGGAUGUAUCCCAAGUAGAGAACUUGCCCAGCAUAUUCAAAGUUAUAGAUUCAGUCCCCAGCUCCCAAGAAUAAGCAGUUAAAAGACAGUUGUAGACUUAGAUUUAAAUAAA
Molecule: messenger RNA, 2973 nt
Organism: Rattus rattus (black rat)
Lineage: Eukaryota; Metazoa; Chordata; Mammalia; Rodentia; Muridae
Gene: Ndc80
Product: NDC80 kinetochore complex component
Exons: 17
Coding region: 147-2075 (642 amino acids)
Biological process (GO): attachment of mitotic spindle microtubules to kinetochore
Cellular component (GO): Ndc80 complex
Source: RefSeq, a predicted model, not a curated record